AUGGAACGAGAAUCCUUCGAUCCGAUUGCAGAAGCCGCUCAGACAGGACUGUUGGGCUCUACUGGGGACGAUGGGACACCUCGUUCUAUCACUGAGCAUCAUUCUAUCACUGAGCGACGUGACGACGUUGCCGAGCGUACUGGUGUCGAGAUAUCCUCCACGGUCUUGGGGCAAGAUAACAGGAAUGGCCAGGUUCCUUUCUAUAUUGGCGAGGCUCCAGGAUUUACAUCCAUUCUCGAUGUCUGCUCCCGGCCGGACCAGACUAUGCUAAAGCAUAUUUUGCUUUCACCGGACACGUCGCCAUCGCUAUCUGCACAAGAUCGGGAAUAUCUUCAACAUAAGGGCGUAUUUACCAUGCCGCAGAAGAAUACAUGUUCCGAGCUUCUCCGCGCAUAUUUCCAUCAUAUACACCCUAUCAUGCCAAUAGUCGAUGUUAAAGUUCUCCUCAAGGUCAAUUCAGGUAUCCAAAUGAGCGAGUGGAAUUUACUGUUAUUAUGGAGCAUGUUCUUUGCGGCGUCAGAUUUUGUCGAUGACAGUAUUUGGUCGCUCGAGGGCUACUCAUCCCGCAAAGAGAUGAAAUUUGCUAUGUAUUCUCGUGCAAAGUGCAUGUACAAUAAUUCCGGCGAGACUGACAAGGUAGUCCUGAUACAAUCGGCCCUCCUCAUGGGAUUCUGGCACUCAAAAGGAGAUAGCCAUGCGCAGCCAUGGUACUGGAUAGGCGUUGCGAUCAGCCUCUGUCAAAUGUUGGGCUUGCACCGAGAUCCGGAUGCAGCCAAGGUCAAUUCAGCCUUUCCUGAUCGCCGGCGUCCUAUUUGGCGUCGUCUUUGGUGGAGUUGUUUCUUCCGAGACCGCUGGUUGAGUUUGACAUUAGGGCGGCCUCUAAGGAUCAAUCUUGACGAUUGCGACCAACCGAUGCCUACAGCUGCUGAUUUGCUCAGUGAUGUGGCUGAACUACCAGCGUCAAUUACCAGCGCUUAUAUCCCGAGCGACUUCCCUCAGUUGGCUGAAUAUUGGGUCAUUUUGAUCAAAUUGAGUAAGCUUUUAGGUGAAAUUCUCGCACUUAGUUAUAAGCCUUUGGGCUCAAACCCGACGAUCCAACAAUUUGACUCGCUCAAAACGGACCUCUUGCAAUUCCGGAUACCAAGUAGGCCUGGACAUGAACAAAGUCGUCUGGCAGCCUUUUAUCUAUACCACUUGCAGCUGCAUUAUCAGGCAUCUUUGAUCACUUUCUACCGCCCUUAUAUCACCAAAAUUCCGGAGCACCUUCCACCUGCCCAUGUGGAGGCGUGGCAAAGUGAGAUACGAAGCCAGCUAGACUCAGCGGCAUUGCAAUCCAACUCUAUUCUCAAUGACCUUGUACGAGAAAGACUUCUUGGUUUCGCCGGUCCGAUGACUCCUACUCUAUUAGUACCGGCUAUGCAUAUCCACCUCCUCAAUUGCAAAUCUGCGGAUGCUCUUACACGUCGUGUAGGCUUCAACAAAUUGGAGCUAUGCAUGAUGGUCAUGGAAGAGUUGCAGGACACGUACGCAGCUGCCGCGGUGUACCGAGGUGUUUUCUUGGGGGCCAUAAACGAACUGCACCCUCAUUUGUUCAUUGGCUCGACCUUCCAAAAUCCGGAUGUAUCUGACGCGUCUAAUCCACGCGUGGAAUCCUCUGAAGCAGCGGCCGUGCCUCCCACAGUCAGCGAUGAUGUCCUCAAUGCACUUUUGGAUGAAACAUCGUUCAUGGACUUUUGGAAUUCUUUUGACUCAUUUAAUGAAAUGCUAUAUUAA
Molecule: messenger RNA, 1773 nt
Organism: Penicillium canariense
Lineage: Eukaryota; Fungi; Ascomycota; Eurotiomycetes; Eurotiales; Aspergillaceae
Product: fungal specific transcription factor domain-containing protein
Exons: 6
Coding region: 1-1773 (590 amino acids)
Biological process (GO): DNA-templated transcription
Molecular function (GO): DNA binding; zinc ion binding
Source: RefSeq, a predicted model, not a curated record